This is a messenger RNA of Brassicogethes aeneus, 357 nucleotides long. The record is from the annotation of a GenBank genome assembly. Lineage: Eukaryota; Metazoa; Arthropoda; Insecta; Coleoptera; Nitidulidae.
AUGCAGCCCAUGAAGCAUCCAGCACAAAUUGCCAGACUACUCAGAUACGCACAGAUCAACCUAAACCACUCCAGGCUUGCCACACGCGAGCUGCUUGCUCUCAUAACACAAGAAAGACUUGAUGCAAUUCUAGUCCAGGAGCCUUACUGCAUCCGCACGACUGACAACCGCUACAAGAUUCCCGGAUUGGGACAACACAUAAAACAAGCUCACGUCAACACACAAACCAGGCCACUGGCUUCGGUGAUACUCAUUAAUAGGGCCAGAGAUGCCCUGUUUCUUCCUCAAUACUCAUCACCUAACGUCUCUACAAUUAAAUUUGCCAAACAAAUCAAUGCGAUGGACCCAACACCCUAG